Molecule: messenger RNA, 2288 nt
Organism: Diceros bicornis minor
Lineage: Eukaryota; Metazoa; Chordata; Mammalia; Perissodactyla; Rhinocerotidae
Gene: DNAAF1
Product: dynein axonemal assembly factor 1
Exons: 12
Coding region: 65-2011 (648 amino acids)
Biological process (GO): cilium assembly
Cellular component (GO): axoneme
Molecular function (GO): protein binding; dynein complex binding
Source: RefSeq, a predicted model, not a curated record
UGUAGCGAGCCCGCGGAGCCGGUCUCCCCACUGCUCCGGGGUGUUCGGUGUUUCCGGAGUAAACAUGCACCCCGAGGUCUCGGGGCCCGUGGCGGACGGGGGAGCGGAGCAGGACUGCGCGCAGAAGCCGGGCGUGGAGCCGGGCGUGGAGGAGUCGGCGGGUGACCACGGGAACGCCGGCCAAGGGGGCCGCAAGGAAGAAAUUAAUGAUUCUAAGGAAACAUGUGCGGGUCCUUCUGACACAUCUUACCAAAACGAGCAGAAACAGAGUGGUGAUAUCCAAUCAGACGGCUGCUUAGCAAACCAAAGAGAGAACAAGGAAGAUCGCGGCCCCAGAAUGACUAAAAGUUUCCUGCAAAAACUCUGCAAGCAACACAAGCUGUAUGUUACCCCAGCGUUGAAUGACACGCUGUAUUUACACUUUAAAGGUUUCGAUCGCAUCGAGAACUUGGAAGAGUACACAGGGCUGCGUUGUCUCUGGCUAGAGUGCAAUGGAAUACAGAAAAUCGAGAACCUGGAGGCCCAAACUGAACUGCGCUGCCUCUUCUUGCAAGUGAACUUGCUUCAUAAAAUCGAGAACCUGGAACCUCUGCAGAAAUUGGAUGCUCUGAACCUCAGCAACAAUUACAUUAAGACCAUUGAAAACCUCUCCUGUCUGCCAGUCCUGAACACACUCCAGAUGGCGCACAAUCACUUAGAGACCGUGGCAGACAUUCAGCAUCUGAAGGAGUGUUUGAAACUUUGCGUCCUUGACCUUUCCCACAAUAAGCUGAGUGAUCCCGGGAUCCUAAGCGUUCUUGAGAGCAUGCCCAAUUUGCGAGUACUGAAUUUGAUGGGAAACCCGGUUAUCAGGCACGUUCCUAACUAUCGGAGGACAGUCACUGUUCGACUAAAACAAUUAACAUACCUGGAUGAUAGACCAGUCUUUCCAAAGGACAGAGCUUGUGCAGAGGCCUGGGCUAGGGGAGGAUAUGCAGCUGAGAAAGAGGAGAGACAGCAGUGGGAGAGCAGAGAGCAGAAGACGAUCAGAGACAGCAUCGAGGCCCUGGCAAUGCUCAAGCAGCAGGCUGCAGAGAGAAAACAACAGAGAGAAAGCCAAGAGAAAGGGGAGUUGCCACCAGACCACGCUGAGAACAUGGAUGCCUAUGUGGAGGGGAAGGCAGAGCCUGGGGAGGACGGAGAAAGGCAGCAGAAAAUGGAGCUGUUUGUCAAGGAAAGCUUCGAGGCCAAGGAUGAGCUAUUCCCAGAAAAGUCGAGUCUCAUAGAGGAGCUGCCCACAGAUGUCAAUGGAGAGACUGAAGACACGGAGCCAGGAGGGGCGCUCCCGGCCGAGGGCCCGAUGCUGGCAACCCUCGGAGCUGCCUGGGAAGAAUCGACUCCCCAGACUGUGGCCCCUGAGGGUGCAUUAGGUACAGAACUCGAUGGAGCUGAAGAUUUGGAAACCAUUAACCUGGAGACAGAGGAGAAGCUCUUCAUCGAUGACCUGCCUGACUUGGAAGACGUUGACACGGGCGAAUCUCUGGAGGACCGGGACAAGAAGAUGUGCUUUCCAAAGAUUACAGCCAUCUCGAGCUUGAGUGAUGACAGUGACUCUGAACUGGAUUGCACAUCCCUCCCAGUGCUGGAAGACGCAUCCACAGACACCCUGUCAAAUAUAUUCACAGUCUCCAAGGACACCUCCAGGAAGACCAAGACGCCCUUUAUGGACAUAUGUAAAGAAGCAGCAGAGAGGGACUUGGGAAUGCAAAGUAGAGACCCCAAGUCCCCACGCCCACUGGUCCAGGAGCUCUACGACCUUGAGCCUUCAGGGCCAUCACCGAUGCCCCCAACCUGCAAAAGGGAUGCCACACCACCCCCUUCCAGUGAGGAUGGGGACGGUUUCCUACUUUCGGCCUCUCCUCCAGGAAACAGCACUGAAAAGGAUGAAGUGCAGUCUGAGAUGGAGCCCGAGGGGCUGGCGGAGCCCGGGGCGGGAGAGGACCGGGAGGACAUUGAAUUCGGCUUGGACUGAACCUCAAGGGGGGCCCUCCGCCCUUCGACUAAUGGACAGGGAGCCGGCGGCUAGGCCAGGACUGACCCCCCAGCAGGUGCAGGUCACCCCCUUGACUGGGCUCCCCUUCCUUCCAAAGAGCAGCGGUUCCUGAGAGCGCUUGGGCCUGGGCUGUGACGAGUGCCCACGUCGCACGGCUCCCUCUCCCGCCCUGGCAGCCUCUGCCAGCGUGGGCAGCGCUGUGUUCCUGGUUCUCAAAGCAUAACCCACUCCCCCCACCAUAUGUGGUAAAUGGUGU